This is a messenger RNA of Phanerochaete carnosa HHB-10118-sp, 1080 nucleotides long. RefSeq lists its product as uncharacterized. Lineage: Eukaryota; Fungi; Basidiomycota; Agaricomycetes; Polyporales; Phanerochaetaceae. The transcript has 4 exons. The coding region runs from base 1 to 1080 and encodes 359 amino acids. The record is from RefSeq and is a predicted model, not a curated record.
AUGCGCUUGCGGCAGGUCGUGUCAUUCGAGUCUACCCAUCCCCACCAGCGCGUCGGAUUGCUUGAAGACUUCAAACCUGUGGCGAUCGAAGCGGAUGUUACUGCCGUGGUCCUUAACUGGUCACGCUUUCCGAACAUAUUGAAGAUCGCUUCGACGCUUUGCUCGCCAUCGCUUGAUAGCGUCAUUGCGGAGGACUUUGUUGGUACUGGCUGCCUGAAGACAAAACUCAAGAUUCAUAACUCGCCGGAGAACGCAUAUUUCCAGGCAAGGUUCAUUGCGUGCUCAGAGGCCAACACACGGUAUUGCUUUAUUCAGGAUGAUGAUUACCUGGUCAUCCCUGAAGUCAUCCACGCUUUACACGCUAGGAUCCAGGACGUUCAAUGCCCGCACAGUAUCCAUUUGUUGCCUCCGCACGAACACCUUUCAUCGACCCUGCGUGAGAUACGAGCGGAAGGCCUCUACCCGUUCCAUAUCUCAUUUGCCUGGUUAGGAUACGGUGCGAUGCUUUAUCGCUCCGAGGUAGCCGACUUCAUGGAUCUCAUGCACCUACUCAACACUUCUAACGCCGAGCUCAAGAUGGCCGACAACUACUACACGAUCCUAAGUAACCGGUUACCGGAGAUAUGGUUUGAUCAGGGUAUUGAGCUCGGCGGCGGACAGCCCUUCACAAUUGGGCGGGAAGGGGACGAUAGGAACGACCGGCAUAUCUUGCGUGCCACCGAGUACCUUGCAGCCCUGCUUCGAAGCUUCGGCGCGCAGCAGUUACCGUACAUCUCUCGAGACCCUGAGCAGGCCGAGGCAUCAGUGGCGCGAGCAGUCUGCCGCGGUGCACGGUGCUUGCUCGAAACGAAUAUAGCAUUGUUGCCCGGCAACCUCGAGCACGUCAGCCUUGCUCCGGGUGACAUUCUGGACCUGGAGACACAGAAUCGUGCACGUCUUAACGACGAUGAGGCCCAAUUAUACUUGCAGCAUCCGCCGAGUCGUGCCGUUGAUGACCGCUUCGAGACGUAUUUCCAGAGCUUGCAUAGUGCGUGCGGUGUGUUCUGGGAAAGAUCGGCCAUGACAAACUCCGUCUUUUAG